This is a messenger RNA of Prionailurus viverrinus (fishing cat), 5209 nucleotides long. It is a transcript of the gene VASH1, whose product is annotated as vasohibin 1. The transcript is spliced from 8 exons. Gene Ontology annotation, cellular component: cytoplasm. Lineage: Eukaryota; Metazoa; Chordata; Mammalia; Carnivora; Felidae. Bases 190 to 1281 code for a protein of 363 amino acids. Gene Ontology annotation, biological process: regulation of angiogenesis. The record is from RefSeq and is a predicted model, not a curated record.
CGCGGGCCUCCCGAGGCCGGAAUCUCCACGCAGUUUGAGCUCCGUGUGGCACGUUGUGAGCUUCCUCCGCAGCUCGUCUCCGGCUUCGCCGCGCCCUGAGAGAGAGCUGGUGUGUGGGAGGCCUCCUGUGAGCCACCUAUUUUUUCCUGCCUCCUGAUACAUACUCCUACCCCCAUCAAGGAUUCGGGGAUGCCAGGGGGGAAGAAGGUGGUCGGGGGUGGCAGCAGCGGUGCUGCCCCCACUGCCGCUGCAGCCCCCUCUGGGGUCAGACGCCUGGAGACCAGUGAAGGCGCCUCAGCCCAGAGAGAUGAUGAGCCAGAGGAGGAAGGGGAAGAGGACCUGCGAGACGGAGGCGUCCCCUUCUUUGUCAACCGGGGUGGGCUGCCUGUGGACGAAGCCACCUGGGAAAGGAUGUGGAAGCACGUGGCCAAGAUCCACCCCGAUGGAGAGAAGGUGGCCCAGCGGAUCCGAGGGGCCACAGACCUGCCCAAGAUUCCCAUACCGAGUGUGCCUACGUUCCAGCCCUCCACGCCCGUCCCUGAGCGCCUGGAAGCUGUGCAGCGCUACAUCAGGGAGCUGCAGUACAAUCACACAGGGACACAGUUCUUUGAAAUUAAGAAGAGCAGACCUCUGACAGGGCUGAUGGACCUGGCCAAGGAGAUGACCAAAGAGGCUCUGCCAAUCAAAUGCCUGGAAGCCGUGAUCCUGGGAAUUUACCUCACCAACAGCAUGCCCACCCUGGAGCGCUUCCCCAUCAGCUUCAAGACCUACUUCUCAGGGAACUACUUCCGCCACAUCGUGCUGGGGGUGAACUUCGGCGGCCGCUAUGGGGCGCUGGGCAUGAGCCGGCGCGAGGACCUGAUGUACAAGCCCCCGGCCUUCCGCACGCUCAGUGAGCUCGUGCUGGACUACGAAGCUGCCUACGGCCGCUGCUGGCACGUGCUCAAGAAGGUGAAGCUGGGCCAGUGCGUGUCCCACGACCCGCACAGCGUGGAGCAGAUCGAGUGGAAGCACUCCGUGCUGGACGUGGACAGGCUGGGCCGCGAGGACUUCCGCAAGGAGCUGGAGCGCCACGCCCGCGACAUGCGGCUCAAGAUUGGCAAAGGGACUGGCCCUCCCUCCCCCACCAAGGACCGGAAGAAGGACGUUUCCUCCCCACAGAGGGGCCAGUCCAGCCCCCACCGCAGGAACAGCCGCAGCGAAAGGCGGCCAUCGGGUGAGAAGAAGCCUUCUGAGCCCAAAGCCAUGCCGGACCUCAACGGGUACCAGAUUCGGGUGUGAGGCACGUGGCAGUGCCCAGCCUCACCACUUCUGGCUGGGAUCCAUCUGCCAGAACCAGCCUCAUUCGUGGGGAGGGAGGGGCUGGUGACCGGGCAGGGUGGGAGGCAGCAGGAAGAGCCUGUCCCAGCUCAGCCACCCAAGCUGCUGCCCCUCCCGCUGGGCCAAGCCCCCGAACUUUGGGCCAAGAAGCAGUUAGUAUUUUCUUUGGAGUUUUUAACCCAGUAACUGAAGUUUAAGGGAUUUGGGGAAAACAAAACUAAUGGAUCUGCCGGUGGCUGGAAGGCCAGUGCUUAGGACAUCUAAGUGCCACAAGGCUGAGCAAGGAGGGGGUUGCUGGCUCUGCUGGUGUCCCUCUGGGAUUGGAGUCCAUCCUACCUGUGGGAAAUUUCCCAGCCCCCUAAGCCUGUGGCAGGAUGGGGGUGGGGAAGGGGGAGGGACGGAGGUGUUCCUCCAGUUCUGUCUGCCCUGGCAGAAUCUUGAGCCAGGGAACGGGAAGCAGGGUAGAAAUCAUCCUGGGAAAGGUCUGUGUGGCCAAUAUCAGGAGCUUGGCACAAGGCCACAUCUGCCCCAAGAGCAGAGUCCAUGGCCCAGGACAGCCCUGUGCGCUUGUGGCCCAUGGACAGUGCUGUGUGGGCUGCAGGAGAGCCCAGGAGAGACCACUGGGGGAGGAAAUCCCAGGCCCAGCUCCUACCUAGUCUCCUUACUUAGCCCAGCUCUGCCUGUUGCUGAAGCCCAGGGGGGCUCCCUGCAGAGGGGCUGAGCCUUGCCAAAGGCCCAGAGUUGCCCUGGGCUCAGCAUGACUGUAGGGACUGAGCAGACCCAGUGGGUCCAGGAAGCAUGGCUGGGGACAGAGUAAGACACUUGGGCCCGGGGCUAUCCCCUGGCAGUCCUGUCCCCAAGGGUGGGGGUGAGAGGCACUGCUACUCCCCCCUUUCUAUUACCUCAGUCCUUGCUGUGAAAACAAAGACCAGAUCAGGAUGCUUGUGCCUCGUGCCUGUCUCCCCUCACUUAGCAACCUGUCUAGGUUUGAGGGUACCAGUGAUGAUCAGAUUUGUUGCAUGUGGCUUGUCAGGGAAGAAUCUGAAUAGCUGGAGACUACACAGUCUUCCUGGCAAGUGUGAGAUACCUGGCAGGCAAGUGAGAGGUGGAAGGAAGUUGGCAGGGUUGGGGGAAGGUUCUGGAGGCUCAAACAACAAGGACGUGGUAGGGCAAGCGUGCGGCUGACACCACAGAGGAGUAAAGACUGAGAAAUGAGGAGCGUAAGUGAGAAAAGGAUGUGGGGGAGAGUUUAGAAUCGGGCUGCUUGGGGAAUAGUGAGUUCUCUGUUGCUGGAAGUAUCCAAGCAAAGUCUGGAUGGCUACUUGUCAGAAAGCUGUAGAGAGGGUUCAGGUUAUGGAAGGGGUAGCAGGAUGAGAGGACCAUCAAGGUUUCAUUGCACUGAAAUGGCUGGGGUUCAGCCAGGGGCUAGACCCUGGAAAAGGGAGGACCAGAACCUCAGAUGCCCACGGGGCCAGACGGGGGAUUAAAAGGGCAGCAGGGCUGGGUGGGCACUGUGGCAAAUGAGAGAGGGCAUAUCCCUUUCAAGCAGCAACUAUAUUGCUCAGCUAUUCUCAGAAUGUGGGCCCUGCAUUAGCAGAUUGUCUUUUUUCCAGAAGCCAGAACUCUGAAUUUUUUAUGUGAAAUAUCCUGAUUUUUAAAUGUUGGCAAUCAGUUCAGAAAAUGUAAAAACCCAACAUGAAAGAGAAUGCCAGUUUGUAAUCUCUGAGGUAGAGUUUGCGCUGGGGAGAAGUCCAGUGAGAUGCUUUCAGAAUAGUUUGAGGCUUCCCAGAGCAAGCUGGGCCAGGGCAGCGUCCUCGCCGCUGAAGCUUCUCCCGGGGAGGGCAACUGGCCCAGGUUUGUCCUCUUCACGCUCCUUGCCGACCAGAGACCCACCAGGGUCACCAGUGGGGGUGGAGUAGAGAUGGCACAGUUCCCAGCCUGCCAGGGAGAUGGAUGGGGCCUGAGAAGCAGAGAAAGAGGGAGGGAGGGAGACAGGAUGCCUUUGCUGAUGCGAGUGCUGUCGGGGAAGCCCCAGGGGCUGGCAGCUCUCCACACCAGCAGCUUUUGGCCCAGAGCCAGGCCCAGCAGGAGGGCCAGCUGGGCAGUCCCUUGGGUUAUUCAGGGGUCACUGGGCCCUGGGGAGGGACCUAACCUGCCCCUGGACUGUAGUCCCCAGCCAGACCAAUUCAAGGGCCGUCAUGACCCCUGACUCACCAUCCCAUCCCAUCCCUGUUUUUAGGGAGUGGGGUGGUGGUCCCAAUGUUUCCACAUCAGAGGCAGGGAUGGCUCACUCUGGGAGGCGUGCAGCCGAAAAUGAAUGAGGCCUUUUCUAGGUCUAUGUGUGGGUGCCUCCUGCAAGCCACUUAGCAACAGGGGAGGGACUCAGGACCUGUGGACCCCAGGGCUCGAGAGGAGAGGGGAGAGGGGAUUAGGGUCAGGGAGAUUGGGGGGGGGGGGGGGAGUUGCUCAAUCCACAGGCUCCUUCCCCAGAGCCCUCUGGGGAGACAGAGUGAAAUGAGGCCCACCCCUGUUGCUGCCCGCAAGAGGGAGCUGAUCACCCUGAGCUGAUAACCCCCAGGAGCCCCCUUCCUCGCUGAGACCUUGGGCCUGUGGAGGCCACCACAGGAUACAGCGGUGCUUUUUAAUUUAUUUUUAACAUUUUCUCAUAUGUAGCAACCCCUCCUCCCCUCCUGAGCAUGUUUACACAGGCUCUGCUCCCUGGGGCUGGCCUGACUGCAGUUUCUGGGGAGGCAGAGGCAGGGACUUUGGGGCCUUAGUCACCAUCCUUGGUUUCACCUCAUCUACUUCCUGUGAGGAAUAGGGGUCUGGCUCCUGACUCAGGACUGCCUUCCAUCACCCAGUGGGGGCUCCUCUGCCCCUAGGGGUGGGAGCUGCUGGCUGAGGAGGGCCCAAGGUGAGGUCAGAGAAAGCUGCUUAAUGAAGGUGGGUCGGGGUGGCGAUGACCGCUCCCCAAAGCCCGGCUCCUUGUGCUCAGUGCCAGCUCAGAACACUGGGAAACAGUGUUUAGAGCACCUUCCUGCCCACCUUAACUGCCAGUCCUCUCCCUCCCAUGGCCUCAACACAGUCCUGUUCCCCUCACCCAUCAUGCCAGACCCCAUCCUUCCUGGGUGUGGCCAAGUGGGGAGGGUAGCAGCCCCCCAGCCCAGGUACCAUGAAGCCUAGGGCCAGGGUUCCAAGGAGCAGAAGGGGCCCAGAGGUUGGCUGUGUCUGAUUUCUGACCCUGUCUGCCAGCACACGCCCCAUUCCUUCCAUCUUGGACUUGACCUCCUGGCUCCGAGCUAGGGUCCAGUUCUGGUCAGCAGCGUGCCCAGAGGCCCAUGUAUCUGUGUGCACCCUGGGUCCCCUGCCUGAGUAGCUUUUUGGCUUUGAUGUAACAUCCCCAGGCCCACCCUCUGGCCUCGAAGUACGGGAAGGCGCAAAGCUGGGCUGGCACACUGACUGCAUUCUUUGUGCCAGAGCACCCUGUGCUGCAGUCUCUACUUGUUCCUGCUGAGAAACCAGCUGAAGGGUGGGAGGGCCUCUGGAGUGUGGGGCUGGAGGGGUCCUGCCCCAGGCCGCACAGGGCUGCUGUGGUGCUAGCUGCACGCUCAACAGUGUUGACCUCCGUGCCACAUCCUGGUGUUCCUGGGUCCCAAGUUCCCCUUUCUCUGGUGUGCUUGGCCUCAGGGGCCUGGUGAUGGGAGAUUCCCCUCCCUUAAGCUUUGUGUUGGGCUGCCUGUGGGACCAGACUUUGUCCUUCCUGCUCUUCCCGUGUCAGUAUUGUUCUCUCCCCUCUCACUUUUACACCCCUCUCAUUGCUGUGCUCAAUUUUUUCCUGAAAUGAAUAAAGGCUCCCAGCUCCGGUUACACGGGCUGGGCAGAAACCACA